Saprolegnia parasitica CBS 223.65 is the source of this 1489-nucleotide messenger RNA. RefSeq lists its product as hypothetical. The record is from RefSeq and is a predicted model, not a curated record. Gene Ontology annotation, biological process: transmembrane transport. Gene Ontology annotation, cellular component: membrane. Gene Ontology annotation, molecular function: transmembrane transporter activity. The transcript is spliced from 3 exons. The coding region runs from base 1 to 1419 and encodes 472 amino acids. NCBI's taxonomy places the organism in Eukaryota, Oomycota, Saprolegniomycetes, Saprolegniales, Saprolegniaceae.
AUGAGCGCAGACGACUCGCAUCGCUUCGCCAAGGCGCCGCACCUCUGGGCGCUUGGCGUCGGCGCCGUGGUCAGCGGUGAUUUCUUUGGCUGGCAAGCGGGCUUGAGCGCCGGCUUUUGGGGCCUCGCGAUCAAUUUGCUCAUCGUCUCGGUGCUCUACAUUCUGCUCUCGUUCUCGAUCGCCGAACUCUCGACGUCGAUUCCAUGCGGCGGUGGACCGUAUGCAUUUGCCCAUCGUGCGCUGGGUCCGACGGCCGCGUACUUUGCCGGUCUCGCCGAAGUGCUCAAGGUCAUCGUCACGUGCGCGGUCGUGUCGGUCGGUAUUGGCAGCUACAUCAUUCAGCUCUUCAGCUGGAGCAGCAGCAACAGCGGGCCAUUGUGGUGGGCGCUCUUCUUCGUGCUCUUCACCGUGCUCAACAUUGCCGGCAUCGCGCUCAGCUUCCGCGUCCAGCUCUUUGCGACCGUGCUCUCGGUGCUGAUUCUCGUCGUGUUUUACAUUGGCGCGGCCACGCAGUUUAGCUACGACCAGUUUAUCGCAACGCCCCACAUGGAGUUUGUCGACGGCUCGAAAGGCCUCGUGACCGGCCUCUCGUUCGCUAUGUGGUUCUACCUCGGUAUCGAAGAGCUCCCGCUCGCGGUCGAAGAGACGAUCGACCCGGCGUACAACAUGCCCCGCGGCCUCCUCUCGUCGAUCGCCACGCUGUUUGUGCUGUCCUUUUGCACGCUCUUCUUCAACUCUGGCAUCAGCCCGGGCGCCGACAAGUUUUUUGCCUCGACGUCGCCGCUCCUCGACGGCUACAAGAGCGUCUUUGGCGACAAUGCGACGACUGCCGGGUUUUCGUGGCUCCUCAUUGUCGGUCUUCUCGCGAGCUUCCACUCGUUUAUCUUUUGCAUGGGCCGGCUCCUCUUUGCCAUGGCGCGCGACGGGUUCCUGCCCGCGGUGCUCAAGCGGCUGCACCCGACCAACCACACGCCGUACGCAGCGCUCAUUCUCGGGUCGUGCGUAGCGCUGAUCUUGGCGAUUUCGUUGCACUUUGCCAUUGGCGACGUGCGCCUCGGCUCGGUCAUGAUCAACUUGGCGCUGACCGGCGCGCUCAUCUCGUAUGCCUUCCAGCUCGUGUCGUUCAUCCAGCUGCGCCGCCACGAACCCGACCUCCCGCGGCCGUACAAGUCGUUCUUUGGCGUGCCGGGCGCCGUCGUCUGCCUUGUGUUAUGUGCCUACGCGAUGACGGCGAUCAUCUACCAAGGCGUCGUGUCCCCCGACGACUUUUUGGUCGCGAUUGUCAUUGCAAUCGUCUACUUUGUCGGCGGCACCGUGCUCUUCUACACUUUGAUCCAGGCCAACAUUGUCGCCCACGGUCGACUCGACAAGACGCUUUUGUCACCGGGCAGCCGCGACGCCGGCGUCAACCACGCGUAAUGUCUCUGUAUUUUGGGCGUAUCUUGCUGGCCUCUUUAUAACGUGAAUGUGUGUACCAAUAUCGUUGCCA